AUGCUGACCCGCCGAGGCGCGCUCCGCCAAAGGGGCAUGGAUCUCCCGAAGAUCCAGACAAACAUCGCCGCGGUCGAGGCAGUCACAACACCCGUCCACGACGUCGAUGCCGACCUGGCAGAGUUCAUACAGGUCGAUUACAGCUGCCUGGAGUUUCUGACACCAACGGGCGGCGGAUCGAGCUCAACCGCUACCCCUGAGACCAACUCGAGCGCAAGCACGCCGUACGCUGGUGACGAGGACGUGCCCUGGCCGCGGCCGAUGGACCGCGACAUCCACGGGCGGGCUGACCUCAAGCAAACGGCGCCGAAGUGGGCGAUCCAACUGCGGUGGGUGCUGAGCCUGGAUUUCGAGCAGGACUCGUCAGAGCAGCACAGGUGGGAUGAGAGCACCGCGUUGCCGUGGGGCCAGCGGCGGCCAUCGGUGGUGGACGACAGGUUUCAUUACGGGCGCAAGAUCCAGCGGGGCCGGCGCCCGUCGGAUUUCAGCUUGAUGUCUGUGGGCAUGCAGCUUCAUGAUGAUAAUGUUCCAUUUGAGCUGGUUCUGUGCUCUGAAGAGGAUAGCUUGUACAGUAAUUGA
Molecule: messenger RNA, 579 nt
Organism: Diaporthe amygdali
Lineage: Eukaryota; Fungi; Ascomycota; Sordariomycetes; Diaporthales; Diaporthaceae
Exons: 2
Coding region: 1-579 (192 amino acids)
Source: RefSeq, a predicted model, not a curated record